AUGCCUUUGAUCGACGAGUCCGAUCUCCCGAGGUUUGAUCUGAAAAAUGUAAACUGUCUCCUGACAACCUCUAUGCUGGUCGCAGGAAGUGUGGUUUCAAGCACACCGCAGGCCAUCGAAAUCAGCCAUCGAUGCUAUCACCGUGCAAAAGUUUUGUUCUAUACUGGUGCGGAGAAGAAUGAUAUUCGUGUGGUCAUGGCCACGAUAUUUUGUCAAUGGCUUAGUCCGAGUGGUCCAGAACAUGUCUCAAUCGAUAGCAGCAGUUUCUGGCUCAAGAUUGGUGUCGCACUUGGGCAGCAACUGGGACUGCAUCGAGAACCAAAUCCACAGAUGGAAGAUGCUGGACUUCGAAAACGAAUAUGGUGGACAUUAGUAUCUCGUGACAAUCAGAUUGCUGCCAGCCAUGGCCGCCCGAGAGCAUUAAGCGUCGAGGACACAGACGUUCGGCCCCUGUGUAUUGAGGACUUCACAGAGCCUGAUGACGAUUCUUACCUUUUCAUGCACUUCGUUCGCAUCACCUCGAUCUUAGGUGACAUGACUGAACUAUAUCGACGUGGGACUUUAUCGGACAACAAGAGAAUCCAUCUUGAAAACUCUCUGCUCAGAUGGGUGAAUGAAGUUCCAGCACCAUUCAAACUCCACAAUCCUCUCACUGGAGAGCCUUACCCAUACAAGGCCAAAGCUCUGCAGUUACACCUACCGUACUUCGCCUGCUUGGUGAUUCUCUUCCGACGAAAUAACGUGGAUCAAGCCCCGUCUGCUGCAAGCCUACUUGCGUCCUCCUUUAUCUCUGGGAUAUUCGAGGAGUUUCUCACCUGGGAAGACAUCAACUUUCUACCCCCAACAAGCAUUUUCUACCUCAUAGUUGGAGGUCUGGUACAAGUAUCAUCGCAUCGGUUUGAUUUUCUCGCGGUAUCACGAACUGCUGAAAUUGAAAUCAUCAAACUUUCGUUGAUUGAGUUGAAGGCUAGAUUCCCAGCAGCCAUUGGCGCAGAAAGAAUAAUCAACCAAGUUAUACGCCAUUCUGCGGAAAAUCCGAAACCCUUCGAGAACACUGACGCUUUCUUCUUGACAUUGCAGCAACGAAAGCUCUUCCUGCCCUUCGGCUCAAAUCUGUGUCGGAAAUGGUCCUCAAUUUUUGAAAGUGCUCCAAGCGCAGGGUUGUCCCAGCCGCCCAUAACCCCCCUAUCACUACCUUCCACCCAGCCGAGCAUAAGGUACACGAACCGGGUUGAGAAUGAGCAAAUUCUGUCUACUAUGGAGACUUUAAACGACUCACGUUGGCCAAUUGAUAAUGCAACAAUUGAUUCAUCAUUUAACACGGUGGUGGACCCGGCCUCACUUGAUAUGGUUGGGAGAUGGUGGUGGUCGGAUUGGAUGUCUGACCUUGAUAUGCCAGUCGCUGGAACUUGA
This is a messenger RNA of Exophiala bonariae, 1413 nucleotides long. RefSeq lists its product as uncharacterized. Gene Ontology annotation, biological process: DNA-templated transcription. The transcript is spliced from 2 exons. The record is from RefSeq and is a predicted model, not a curated record. NCBI's taxonomy places the organism in Eukaryota, Fungi, Ascomycota, Eurotiomycetes, Chaetothyriales, Herpotrichiellaceae. Gene Ontology annotation, molecular function: zinc ion binding; DNA binding. The coding region runs from base 1 to 1413 and encodes 470 amino acids.